Molecule: messenger RNA, 4417 nt
Organism: Larimichthys crocea (large yellow croaker)
Lineage: Eukaryota; Metazoa; Chordata; Actinopteri; Sciaenidae
Product: hexokinase-1
Exons: 21
Coding region: 1-2757 (918 amino acids)
Biological process (GO): glucose 6-phosphate metabolic process; glucose metabolic process; glycolytic process
Cellular component (GO): cytosol; mitochondrion
Molecular function (GO): ATP binding; glucokinase activity; fructokinase activity
Source: RefSeq, a predicted model, not a curated record
AUGAUUGCAGCCCAGCUACUAGCCUAUUACUUCACUGAACUCAAGGAUGACCAGGUUAAAAAGAUCGAUAAGUACUUGUACUCCAUGCGUUUCUCUGAUGAGACGUUACUGGACAUCAUGCAGCAAUUUCGGAGGGAGUUGACCAAAGGACUGGGACGGGACACUAACCCCACUGCUGCCCUGAAGAUGCUCCCAACGUUUGUGCGCUCUAUCCCUGAUGGAUCAGAGAAGGGCGACUUCAUUGCGUUGGAUUUAGGAGGCAGUAACUUCAGGAUCCUCCGUGUCAAAGUCAGCCAUGAGAAGAAACAGACCGUUCAAAUGGAGAGUAAAAUCUAUGACACACCAGAGGACAUCAUUCAUGGCAGUGGAACAAGACUGUUCGACCAUGUGGCAGAGUGUCUCGGUGACUUUAUGGAAAAACAAAACAUCAAAGACAAGAAACUUCCAGUGGGAUUUACCUUCUCCUUCCCCUGCCAGCAGACCAAACUAGAUGAGGCCACUCUACUAACAUGGACAAAGCGCUUCAAGGCCAGUGGAGUGGAGGGCAUGGACGUUGUCAAGCUGCUCAACAAAGCUAUUAAGAAACGAGGAGACUAUGAUGCUGACAUCAUGGCAGUAGUGAAUGAUACUGUGGGAACAAUGAUGACCUGUGGUUUUGAUGACCAGCGCUGUGAAGUUGGCAUUAUCAUCGGUACUGGUACCAAUGCAUGCUACAUGGAGGAGCUGCGUAACAUUGACUUGGUGGAAGGAGACGAGGGCAGGAUGUGUGUGAACACUGAAUGGGGAGCCUUCGGAGACGAUGGCAGACUGGAAGACAUCAGGACAGAGUUUGACAGAGAGAUAGACCGAGGCUCUAUCAACCCCGGCAAGCAGCUAUUUGAGAAGAUGGUCAGCGGUAUGUACAUGGGGGAGCUGGUUCGUCUCAUUCUCGUGAAGAUGGCCAGAGAGGGUCUGCUGUUCGAGGGGAGGAUUACCCCUGAACUGCUCACUAAGGGGAAGUUUGAGACCAAACACAUCUCAGCCAUAGAAAAGAGUAAGGAGGGGUUGUCCAAGGCCAGAGAGAUUUUAACCAGACUUGGUGUGGAGCCCUCGACUGACGACUGCAUCGCUGUGCAGCAUGUUUGCACCAUUGUGUCUUUCCGCUCUGCCAACCUGAUUGCUGCUGUGCUGGCAGGCAUCCUGUUGAGGCUAAAGGAGAACAAGGGCGUGGCCCGACUCCGAACCACUGUAGGCAUCGACGGAUCUCUAUACAAGAUGCACCCACAAUAUGCCCGUCGUCUUCAUAAGACAGUCCGUCGUUUGGUCCCGGACUCUGAUGUCCGGUUCCUCCUAUCAGAGAGCGGCAGUGGAAAAGGAGCAGCCAUGGUGACAGCUGUGGCCUACCGACUCGCUGAACAAUCACGACUUAUUGCCCAAACACUGUCUGAAUUCCGCCUGUCGACCGAACAGCUGCUGGAGGUGAAGAAGCGAAUGAGGACAGAGAUCGAAACUGGCCUUUCAAAGAGCACUCAGGACUCUGCCACUGUCAAAAUGCUGCCAACCUUUGUGCAAAGCACGCCUGAUGGCACAGAGCAUGGUGACUUCCUGGCUUUGGAUUUAGGUGGAACCAACUUCAGAGUUCUGUUGGUCAAGAUUCGUUCUGGAAAGAGGAGAACAGUCGAGAUGCACAACAAGAUCUACGCUAUUCCUCUGGAAGUGAUGCAGGGCACAGGAGAGGAGUUGUUCGAUCACAUUGUGCAGUGCAUCAGUGACUUCCUCGACUACAUGGGGAUGAAGAACGCUCGUCUACCUCUGGGCUUCACCUUCUCAUUCCCCUGCCAACAGACCAGCCUGGACGCUGGAAUCCUUGUGACAUGGACCAAAGGCUUCAAGGCAACAGACUGUGAAGGAGAAAAUGUGGUGGGAUUGUUGAGGGAAGCCAUUAAGAGGAGAGAGGAAUUUGACCUGGAUGUCGUGGCCAUAGUGAACGAUACAGUGGGAACCAUGAUGACCUGCGCCUAUGAAGAACCCACCUGUGAGAUUGGACUCAUCGCUGGCACUGGCAGUAAUGCGUGUUACAUGGAGGAGAUGAGGAACGUUGAGAUGAUAGAGGGAGACGAGGGGCGGAUGUGUGUCAACAUGGAGUGGGGUGCUUUUGGAGACAAUGGAUGCCUCGACGACAUUAGAACAGAGUACGACCGCGCUGUGGAUGACUUCUCCCUCAAUCCGGGCAAACAAAGAUAUGAGAAAAUGUGCAGCGGCAUGUAUCUUGGUGAAAUUGUGCGGAACAUCCUGAUAGAUAUGACCAAGAGAGGAUUCCUGUUCAGAGGACAGAUUUCUGAAACACUGAAGACCAGAGGCAUCUUUGAAACAAAGUUCCUCUCACAGAUAGAGAGUGACAGACUGGCUUUGCUGCAGGUGAGAUCCAUCCUGCAACACUUAGGUUUGGACAGCACCUGUGAUGACAGUAUCAUAGUCAAAGAGGUAUGUGAAGCAGUGUCACGUCGUGCAGCUCAGCUGUGUGGGGCAGGAAUGGCGGCCGUGGUUGAUAAGAUUAGAGAGAACCGAGGACUGAACAAUUUGGACAUCACUGUAGGGGUAGACGGGACGCUCUACAAACUACAUCCACAUUUCUCCGGGAUCAUGCACCAGACAGUUAAUGAACUGGCCCCUAAGUGUAACGUCACCUUCCUCUUGUCAGAGGACGGCAGCGGGAAAGGAGCUGCACUCAUCACGGCCGUUGGCUGCCGGCUGAGACAGGAGCUGAACAAUAAAUAGAAAGUAUCACUUUUAUUUUCCCCACUUUUCUAGGUUCUCCCUCUCUCCUCUCCUCCAUUCUGUUCUUUCCCCAUGUCUCCUUUCUUCUUAAAUCAAACCAAUCCAGUCAACGUGUCACGCUGCUGUAGCUGCUUUAGUACCGUCUACAUGACUGUGAGAGAGAGGAGAUAGCGUUCUCUGCUUUGUCAGACACUGUGUUGUAGUUAGAUAAUGUUUCCAUUAACCAUUGUAACAAUACCCAGACUCUUAAGGGAUUUUCAGUUUUGUGAUUUCCGAGGUUAAACUUAUCACAGAGAUAAAACAUGCACAAUCAACUCCUGUAAAAAUGUGCAGAGAAGAAAAGAGCCAGCACGCUCCUGUUAUGCUCCCAUGAGUGGCUUAUCAUUGCCAUCUAGAGGAGUCCUCUGAUAAUUGCAGUUUGUUACAAUAUGCCAAAAGUCAUUCAGCUUUGCAGAAAAAUGUUUAUCCUUGCAAUAUAGUCAGCAUAGAUGCAGGGACAUGAAAACACUGUUUCAAGACCAAAGUCACCAAAGUGUGUCUGCUGUAGGCUACGUACAACAAAACAAAAGGGAUAUGAAGUGAUAUAUAAAUGUGUAAUGAAUGGGAAUAUUUUUGCUUUAAAGUUUUUAAUGUCUUACCCAGAUAUAAUACAAUAUGUUAUACAUACAUUGUAACUAUUUAUUUUAUUUUUAUAUCUGGAGAUGUUGAAAAAUGUUACUGUUGCAAUAACAAGGCACACAUCAAGUCCCCUCAGCCGGUAUCUGUCCUGUAGUACAGGAUUUAAUAAACAACAUCAUGGCUGAGGCGUGACAGAAAAGAGACUUCUACCACGCUUAAUCUGCAGAAAAAAACAUGCUUUCUGAAUGACCAGAUUUGGUCUAAUUUAUGACAACAAUCCUACUCCACUAUAAUGUACUCUACUGUAAAAUAUGUCCAAAGAGCACUUGUAUUUUACUAAGUAGAAAUCCUGUUGUAGCAGCUGUUGAUAAGUUGUUUCUGUCUUAAAAAGUGCUGGCUACCAUUAAUUAUCACAGUGUGACUUACCAGUUACUGAACAGCAGCCAUCAAACAGGAAUGUGGUGCUAAAUUGGAUGCUAGUGGAACAAAAACGGCUAAGCUGUGGAUAAGAAGGAAGGAAUUUAAACAUUUUGGAAAUAAAGCUUAUCCCUGUACUCCAAAUGCUCCUAAAAGCUCAGGAGGGUGUAUGUUAAGUGGACUACUGUAUGGCUCAUUCAAGUAAUACAAUUUGUGCAAAGUCAUAAAUAUUUAUUUUUCUCUUAAAUCAAAUCAAAUAAUAAUAUUAUUGCUAUUAAUGAUACUCGUUGAAAGACUGGUGGAUUUGUUCACUGGCAUUUUUUCAUUGUGAAGGCUUUUUAAAUCCUGUAAAAAGGCAAAUGUUUUUAAAAUCCGGGUCAGAUGGCAGUUGUUCAUCUUUCUGUUAGCACAAACCGCACUUAAAGUUAAACUGCCAGGAUAAAGGGGGUCAGCCUCUUCUGCAGGUUUUAGACUAUCCUAGAUUUUACCAGAAGAAGUCGAUCUCAAAGCCAGCUCCACACAGACACGUUAAUCUCUUUGCUUUUGUUCACAAAACCCAAACUGUAUCUGUCCAACAUUGUGAAUCAAUCAGUCACUAAAUAAAAAAAAACUUGUGUCAAUCUGA